AUGCGGACUCGCGAAGGCUCGAGCUCGAGUGAAUGCAGUGGUCACCACUGGCCAUUCAACUAUCUUCUUUGUGUUCACUUCGGGCCCAUCACUCUCUCUUUUGCGGAUUGCUUUGAUUGGGGUUGGAGUCAAAUCGAAUGGAAAGGAGCGCUAUCUCAUAUUAAUAUCAUCAACUCCAAUAGAUCAACCAUUCGGGCGCUUCAUUCUUUCUUUAUUCUAUUCCAAGAUAGCUUAAGAAGCAUCUGCAUCUCCGGGAUCCCAACCAGCAGUCAAGAAGAGGAUGAAGCAUUCUUGAACGCUUUACUUUCGUCCGACCUCCACUACAAAUUUGACUUGCCUAAUUUGGAAUGUCUGACAAUCGAUAGCUGCAUUCCCUUCCACUUCUUAACACUAUUUCGGGAGGCUGUCUCGAUUAGAUUACUCAUCUUUGAAAUCGACACCCACAUCACAUUACAACUUCUCAAAGAACUAAUGGAUGACCAGAAUCCGAUCUGGCCAAACCUGAGACACUUUGGUUUUGAAAUGCACGAAAGGAUCCUUACUGAUGAUGAAGUCGAAGAACUGAUGGUGUAUGGCUCGAGACGUGGGGUUGACGUGGUCUGCGAUUACGUAGGAAGAAGCCUAGAAUGGGAACCAGAAAUGGAGGAAGAUGGCGAACAACUGAUGGACGAGCCACUGUAG
Molecule: messenger RNA, 681 nt
Organism: Puccinia graminis f. sp. tritici CRL 75-36-700-3
Lineage: Eukaryota; Fungi; Basidiomycota; Pucciniomycetes; Pucciniales; Pucciniaceae
Exons: 1
Coding region: 1-681 (226 amino acids)
Source: RefSeq, a predicted model, not a curated record